Chlamydomonas reinhardtii is the source of this 5618-nucleotide messenger RNA. RefSeq lists its product as uncharacterized. Gene Ontology annotation, biological process: transmembrane transport. NCBI's taxonomy places the organism in Eukaryota, Viridiplantae, Chlorophyta, Chlorophyceae, Chlamydomonadales, Chlamydomonadaceae. Gene Ontology annotation, molecular function: ATP binding; ATP hydrolysis activity; ABC-type transporter activity. The record is from RefSeq and is a predicted model, not a curated record. The transcript has 19 exons. Bases 298 to 4929 code for a protein of 1543 amino acids. Gene Ontology annotation, cellular component: membrane.
GAGAGCUGGUUUCGACCUUUGCGCGGCAUGAAAUUGUACUUUCCAAUUACUAUGCUGCUAGCAGGCGCUUAGAUAACGACCAUGGCCACGGACUUCACCCGUAUUAUCGCGAGCGGGGCUCUUUGCGUUUGCAGCACUGCCCUGUUCUUGCUGUUUUAUGCAAUCAGACCAGCAGAAAGGGAUGCUGGAAAAGAAAGGCGAUUGGCACCGCUAAAGAAAAUCCGUUUGGGGACCUUUGCGUUGUUGGUGUGCACACAAGUCGCGCACGCGUCAUGGCGAUUUAUCCGGGGCCGAUUUAUGUUGGCCGCUUACGAUGCUCAGCUAGCAGCAACGACGAUGCUGUACGCCAUCACGGUGGUGGCCAUGCUGGCCGUGUGGAGGCGACAGGCGGGAGUGUCACUUCUGCCGGUUGUACUGGCGUCCAUGGCAACGGUGGCUCUGCAGAUGGCUGCCGACACGCUGCACGACAUCACGUCCGACUUUGCAAAGGAGGACCGCAUCGUAAGCGUGUCGCUUCACACGGUGCAGCUGGGCCUGGUCCUGUUCGUGUGUAUGGCUGAGGCGCUGUACGGCCACAUGGCCUCACUGCCGCUGGGGGAGCUGGAGGAGCCGCUGUUCGACAAGACGGAGAAGGAGAAGGCCAAGGAGGAGGGCAAGCGCGCCAAGGCUGCGCAGCAGGGCCGCCUGCCCGCCUCGCGCGCGCAGCGCACCGCGCGCGCCUUCCGCUACGUGUGGCCCGAGAGCCACCCGCUGCAGCUGCGCCUGGUGGCCUGCUUCCUGCUGGUGCUGGCGGAGCGCUGCGUCAACCUGGCGGUGCCGGUGCUGUACAAGCACAUGGUGGACGACCUGGGCAGCGCGGCGGCGGCGGUGGCGGACAACAGUGGAGGCGGAGGCAGCGGGGCGGGCGGAGGCAGCGGGGGAGGCGGAGGCUGGGCAGGCUGGGCGGGCUGGGGCACGGGCGGCGCGCGCGCGGGCGCGCUGUCGGAGGCGACGCGGGCGUUGAUGCGCGCUGCGGUGGCGGCGGCGGGCGCGGGCGCUGAAGGGGAGGGCGAGGCGAACGGCAAGUUGCUGGCGGCGGCGCACGGGCUGCUCAAGGCUGUCCAGGGCGUGACGUUCUGGAGUGUGUUCUACCCCUGGGUGUUCGCCUACCUUGGCUUCUACUUCCUGCGGGGCGGCAGUGGCAUGGAGGGGCUGCUGGCCAACAUGAGGGACCUGAUCUGGAUCCCCAUCACACAGGCCGCGUUCCGGCGCAUCAGCCUGGACGUGUUCGGGCACCUGCUGGACCUGGACCACGCCUUCCACCUGCACCGCAAGACGGGGCAGAUCAUGAGGAUCCUGGACAGGGGCACCAGCAGCAUACAGGACACGGUGUCCAUCGUGCUGUUCAACGUCAUCCCGCAGCUCAUCGACAUCGUGGUGGCCUGCACCUACCUGGCCUUCAAGAUGCAGCCCUGGGCCGCCGUCAUCGUGUUCGUCACGGUGGCGUCGUACGUGCCGCUGACGGUGAUCAUCACGGAGCGUCGCGGCGUCAUCCGCAAGCGCAUGAACGCCCUGGACAACGCGCGCGAGGGCCGGGCCACAGACAUGCUGCUCAACUACGAGACAGUCAAGUACUUUUGCAAUGAGCGCUUUGAGCUGGCCGGGUAUGACAACGCCACGAGGCAGUACCAGGCCGCCGAGUACUGGCAGAUGGCGUUCCUGGCCAUGCUGUCCAUCACACAGGCCUCAGUGGUGUGGCUGGGUCUGGCCAGCGGCAUGGUGGUGUGUGUGCGCGGCGUGGUGCGCUCCAGCCUCACGGUGGGCGACGCCGUGCUGUUCGUGACCAUGAUGAACCAGCUGUACGUGCCGCUCACAUUCUUCGGGUCCUACUACAGACAGGUCCAGAAGGCACUGAUCGACAUGGAGAACAUGUUCGAGCUGCUCGACACCGUGCCCGGCGUGCAGGACCCGCCCGCGCCGCGCCGCCUGGUGGUGUCGGCGGGCCGCGUUGACUUCGACCACGUGGUCUUCGGGUACAACCCCACCGGCACGCCCGUGCUCAAGGGCGUCACGUUCGCUGUGCCGGGCGGCAAGACGCUGGCGGUUGUGGGCGCCACCGGCAGCGGCAAGUCCACCAUCCUGCGCCUGCUGCUGCGCUUCUAUGACCCGCAGUCGGGCCGCGUGCUCAUUGACGGCCAAGACAUUCGCUGGGUGACGCAGGAGUCGUUGCGGGGUGCGGUGGCGGUGGUGCCUCAGGACACGGUCAUGUUCAACGACACGGUGCUGUACAACAUCCGGUACGGCCGCACAGACGCCACAGACGAGGAGGUGCAUGAGGCUGCGGGCGUGGCGCACAUCCACAACUCCAUUGUCAGCAACUUCAAAAAGGGCUACGCCACGCGUGUGGGCGAGCGCGGCCUGCGGCUCAGCGGCGGCGAGAAGCAGCGCGUGGCCUUCGCCCGCGCCGUGCUGAAGCGGCCGGCGGUGCUGAUCCUGGAUGAGGCCACCUCCGCCCUCGACUCACUCACGGAGCUGGCCAUCCAGUCCUCGCUGCAGACGCUGCGGUCGCGCUGCACCACCGUCAUCGUGGCGCACCGCCUGUCCACCAUCAUGGACGCAGACCUCAUCCUGGUGCUGGACCGCGGCGAGGUGGCCCAGUGCGGCAGCCACAGCGAGCUGAUGGAGGAGGGCGGGCUGUACGCGGCCAUGUGGAGCAGGCAGCUGGACACGGCCGGCUACACCACGCCCGUGCUCUCCACCGGCGGCGGCCAGCUCGCGCCCGGCGGCGGCAGCGGCGGCGUCCCCGGCGGCCCGGGCGGCGGCGGCCUUACCAGCCGUGCCUCCGACCCCAGUGGCGGCGUGCCCCUGGAGCGCCACCCGCCCAUCCUGUUGGCCUCCGCCUCCGCCUCCGCCUCCAGCGCUGGCAUGGCGUCAGCAGCAGCCCCGCCGCCCUACCCGCGCAGCGCCGUGGCGGCGGCCGCAGGCGCCUACGGCCUACACGCCGCCCACCACCACGCGCCCUCGCACCUGCACCCGCACCCACACCCGCAGCCCAGCGCCUCCGCGGCGGCGCGCCUGGGGAUCGCCGUGGGCGGCGCGGCGAGCAACGGCGGCGGCGGCGCCGUAGCUGGCAUUGGCGCGGGCGCGGGCGGCAGCGCCGGCGGCCGGGGCAGCCCGGUUGCGGGCACGCCGGCCGCGGCGGGCGGCGGCGCGGCCAGCACCACCGGCCGCAUGCCGCGUGUGCCGUCGCGGCUGAUGCGCCGCGCCAUCAUGAGCGAGGAGAUGAGCGAGAGCGGCGACCACAGCGUCGACAUCAGCCGCAACCCCACACCGCGCAGGGCUCGUGUGUUGGUGGAGGACGAGGCGGAUGAGAUGCUGUAUGAGGACCGGGAGCCGGACGACCGGGAGGGAGGAGCCGACACGCCCGCAGGCGAGGCCUCGCCGGACCGGACCAAGCCCGGCGGCGGCGGCGGCUCGCGCGCGGCCUCGGGCGGCUCCGGCCCGCCGCGGGCGCGCAGCGCAGGCAGCGCAGGCAUCGACAUCGAGAGCUAUGGUGGCCGCGGCGGCGGCGGCGGCGGCCUGAAUGUGGGCCGGGGCGUGCUCGGCGGCGGCGGCAGCCCAGUGCUGCCGCCGACCAUUCCCGAGCUGGCGGCGGUGGUGACGGCAGCGGCGGCGGCAGUGGCGGCGGCGCAGCCGCAACUGGCCCAGUCGCCGUCGGGCAACGGCUCGGUCCUGUCGCACGGCCCCGUCGGCUACCACCGGUCAGCGGCCGCGCCGCAGCCGGCGGCGGCCGAGCAGGCGGCGGUGGCGGCGGCGCCGCCGCCGCCGCUGCAGUCGCGACCUCAGCUGGAGCGGCUGGGCAGUGAUGUGGGUGUGGACGAGCUGGCGAGCGUGGCGGACGGGAGGGUGGAGGCGGUGGCGCACCUGGGCGCACACACGCCGACGUCGGCAGCAGCCUCCGGCGCCGGGGACGGGACCGACGCCGCGACGGGGCUGCUGGCCGCACUGCGUGUGGGCGGUGGCGCCAGCGGCCGCGACUCGCCUGCCAGCCGGGGCAGUCCAGCUAAGGACAAGGGCAGUCCUGCCAAGACCUUCAGCCCCAACACGCCCGGCUCACCCUUGCUGCAGCCUGCGCCGCCCUCACGCGACGCCUUCGGCUCGCCGCUGCCGCCCACUGUGCUGCCCGGCGCGCGCCCGGCCGUAAGCAGCCCGCUGGCGCCGCCGCCGCAGCUGCCCUCGCCGCCGCAGCCGCCUGCCGCCGCCGCGCCCAGCACCACCAGCCCCGCGCCCAACAGCCCCGCCUUGGACAGCCCCGGCGGCUUCAGCGGCGGCGGCGGCGGUAUCCCCGGCUCCUCCGGCGGCUCCUUCAGCUCGGCGGCGGCGCGGGCGCUGCUGAUGUCGCACGAGGAGCAGGAGAAGCGGCUGGUGCUGCAGCGCGACCUGUUCCUGCGGGAGGCCCUGGGUAAGGCCGCCACCACGGCGGUGGGCGGUGCCGGCGGCGGCCAGGGCGGCAGGGGCAGCGCCGGCGCAUCUCCCUCGCACGCCAGCGGAGGUGGUGGUGGUGGGGUGGCGGCGGCGCGCGGGGGUCCUGGAAGCCCGGCGGGGUUGAAGCAGCGUGGCGGCGGCGGCGGUGGAGGAGGAGGAGGUGGUGGCAGUGGUGACGGCGGGUCGCGCGGCAGUGUCGGCGGCGCAGGUGCCUCCAGCAGCAGCGGGCAGCAGGCCAUGCCGCUGGCCGCGGACGCGGGCCCCUCGCCAGCCGGCGGCAGGGGCGCGGGCCGCUCGGCCAAUGCUGCUGCCGCGGCGGCGGCGGUGCUGACGACCGAGAGCGUGUCGUCGCCCAAGGCGUGUGACGCGGCCCGGCCCGGCACCGGCUACGACUCACCGGCGGGGCGGCGGCGCAGUCCCGACUUCUCGCCGGUGGCGGACCUGCGCAUCGCACCAGACGAUUAGGCGCAGAAGAAUGGAGCCGACCGAUACCGUAGGACAGAGGCAGACUGGAACAGGCGGAUAGGGCAGAGGCAGACUGGAACAGCGAAGCGGAGCAGGUGGCUGGAGGGGUUGUCUAGGUGAUGGGAGGUGUCUACAGGUGAUGGACAGGUUGCCGUGCAGGUGCCCGUCAUUGGGCGGUGCGGCACUCACGGUGGGGCUCAUAGCGGAGCGCCGGCCCCGUACUGUGGGGUGAAGCGUUGUGGAGGACGGCAGGGGCAGCAGUGCGGCUGAGGGUGCUCGUCUCACGUGCACGGGGUAGGUGUUGCGCAAGACGGCAGGGCAGCAGUUUGGGAGGGUGAGGGGGGUGCUAGAAGAUUGGCUGGCUCCGGCCCUCACGGCGCUGUGUAGCUUUGACCGUCGGGCAGGCAUGCAUUGGAAAGCGUCAUAAGCGCGUUGUUUGGAAUCGUAGGUAGCAUGGGCCCGGCAAAAAAGUGUACGCGUGCCGCUGCGCUCGUGUAUACCACGAACACGCUGGCCGCGACCUGGUCAGUGCGUGCGGCCUACGUGCCACGGCGCUUAUGAGGCCUGACUAGUGACUGUGCUGCGCCGCACCGGUGUGGGUGAUGUGGGCGGUGGACAGUGAAAUGGUCAGGCGGUGUGAGGCAGGGGACCUCCGUGGGGGACCCCUGGUGUGCAUUGAGCAUUGGGGG